Molecule: messenger RNA, 165 nt
Organism: Dovyalis caffra
Lineage: Eukaryota; Viridiplantae; Streptophyta; Magnoliopsida; Malpighiales; Salicaceae
Source: the annotation of a GenBank genome assembly
AUGCACAGAACUGACCGACAACAGCUGAUUGACCAAAACAGAAGUGGAACUAAAGACGAAACUGUAGAUGACAUCAGAGAGCCAGAUGAUAACAGGAUAACUUGGACUUCAAUAGAAGUGUGGGGCAAAGAAUUAGUUUUAAUUAGUCCAAAAGGUGUAAACUGA